Messenger RNA from Halichondria panicea, 4426 nucleotides. RefSeq names its product serine/threonine-protein kinase WNK1-like. Gene Ontology annotation, molecular function: transmembrane receptor protein tyrosine kinase activity; ATP binding. Bases 847 to 4197 code for a protein of 1116 amino acids. Lineage: Eukaryota; Metazoa; Porifera; Demospongiae; Suberitida; Halichondriidae. The record is from RefSeq and is a predicted model, not a curated record. The transcript has 12 exons. Gene Ontology annotation, cellular component: plasma membrane; signaling receptor complex. Gene Ontology annotation, biological process: multicellular organism development; positive regulation of kinase activity; cell surface receptor protein tyrosine kinase signaling pathway.
AAAGACCUGUGUACAUGCAUAUUGUUAUCUAUAUUGUUGUGUGGUAGUGUUUUGUGGCUUACCAGGCCCUCAAGACAAAGAUGAUUCUGCCAGGAGGAUCUCGAGAUCUGGAUCUGGGAUAUUAUUUUCUCUCACACAUGGGGAAUGAGCGCGCAUGCGCAAUACAUCCACAGGAAUAAUUAAAGGGUGUGUCCAAUUUCACAAAUGGCUAUUAGCUGUUUUAAACGAGCAUGCGCAGUAUAAAAGGGGGCUGGGCAGUCCAGAAAAUGGACGCAUAUAAUUAUAAAAAAUGGUGGAAACUUAUCGAGGGUAUAAACUUGCGGAAUGAAAGUUUUCGGGUUUGAUUUUCGGGACUUAGCUGGCAUGAUGCUAGCCUCGAGACUACGCCGAUUAAAAUAAGUAAGGUAUAUACCGCGGUAAUUUUCGGGGGACAAAAUAUUCGUGGUUCAGCAAUAUUGAGACAUUUCGUGGGUAAUAUUUUCGUGGUUGGAGCUUGCACUGCAGGUAAAGGUAGGCAAGGUCGCUUCAUUCGUGGGUAAAAUAUUCGUGGUCAGACCUCCAACCACGAAAACCACGAAUAUUUUGCCCCACAAAAAUUACGGUAUUUUAAUCGGCCUGGUCUCGAGGCUAGCAUGAUGCUAGCCUCGAUUCCAGGCCGCUGAGAAAGGCGCACUAUUCAAGGGGCUGGAGUCGAGGCUAGCAUGAUGCAUGCUGCAUCUGUUUUUUGUUUCCUUAUGUUGUUAUGCGCAUGCGUACUGUAUUUGCCAAAAAUUACCACUAUAAAAAACUUAACUCCGGAGGCAUUGUUAUUUAUAUCGGGGCACUGACAAGAGUCACAAAUACAAAAUGGCAGGAACAGCAAGCGUAAAGGCGAUGUACCUAGAGAAUCCUGACCUUGAGAUGCACGAUCUAAAGGAAAUAGUUUCAACUCGUAGGGUACUUGGAAAAGGUGCAUUUGGAAAAGUAAUAGAGCUAGAGAUGGCUGGUACAAGAUAUGCUGGGAAACAGAUCCAUGAUAUUCUCCUCGGAAUUGAUGUUCUCGGUGUUAAGAGCAUAAUCAAGAAGUUUUCUGAUGAAUGCCGCUUGAUGGCUGCAGUUAAGCAUCCAAAUAUUGUCCAGUUUAAUGGGAUUUGCUUUCUCGAUGACACUGACCAUCCUGUUCUUGUGAUGGAGUUAAUGGAUAUGAGUCUGGAUUACUUCCUUCAGGCACGACAAGGUCAUAUUCCCCUAUCAUUGAAAUAUCGAAUCUUACUGGAUAUCACUCGUGGGCUUCUUUUUUUGCACACUCGUGAUCCAGUUAUCAUUCACCGAGACCUUACAUCUCGAAACGUUCUCUUGAACAAAUCGUCACUCCAGGCAAAGAUAGCAGAUUUGGGCAAUGCGCUUAUGACCGACUCCAAACAGUUGAUGAAUACUCUGAGCAAAAUGCCUGGAACUGCCUUGUAUAUGCCACCAGAAGCCUCGGGAGCUAAGCCUGUGUAUGAUUCAUCUCUCGAUAUUUUCUCAUUUGGGCACCUGUCUCUAUAUGUAGCCAUUGAAGUUUUUCCAGAUGAAAUCCUUCCAGCCACUUACACUGAUAUAAUUACUGAGAAAGUUGAAGGCAACAGUGAAGUCAAACGUCGUGAAGUGUACCUUAGGAAACUUUACAAUCAAAAGGAUCUUGCCAGAGAGGACCAUCCUUUUUGUAAAAUGGUCACCGGCUGCCUUCACAACCUUCCUAACAAAAGACCUACUACCAAAGAAGUUUUGAAUAUCUUGGAAGACCAAGCUUGUUCUGUAGAAGAUCCUUAUUCAACACUGGAUGGAGCUUGCAAGCUUGAUCUCGUUGAGCUAGCCCAGGGUGCGGGUGAGCUAUCAAGGCAUUUACCUGGCAAUUCUCUUGCUCGAGCAAGCUCACAGUACACCACGGAAUUCACUGGGCGUGCACAUGCUUUGCGGAAUGGUGAGCCUGGAGUUCUUGAUGUCUAUCGAAAAAAAGGUGGAUUUGGGGCAUUUAAGCAGUCAAAGGAGGAAUGGAAACAAUAUGUUUUCAAGAUCCAAAAUGAACGUCUCAAGUACUACAAGUCAAACAGGCCUUCUAAAACUGUUGGGGAAAUACAUCUUCAGACAGUGACCUCCGUAUCAAAGUCUGAAAGCGAAGAUACAUCAAGAUAUUCAUUCCUUGUCACCUUUGAUUCUGUUAGUCCUCGGUCAAAGUUAAUCGGCAGCCAUCUUCCAUCUUCUCCAUUGAGGCUAUCUACUGUUACUUCUGUAGAGCGUUUCAAUUGGAUGGAAGCUAUUCAACCUGGAUGUGUUUCUACAUAUAUCACUGCUGGUCAGCAACAAGAGAUUGGCCAAGAUUCAUCUGGCGGAGUGGAUUCUUCCAGAUAUGAACAAGUUGACCUUUCUGAGUCAGUAAAAUGUAGUACUACUACGGCUGAGUGUGCUCAAACUAAAGAUGGUGAAAGAGAAACCACUUACCAACAACCUUCUAGUGACUACCUAGACCAGAACCUCGAAGAUAAUUCCAGCAUAGAGAAUUCGAACAGCAUUGAAAUUGAUGCCGCUCUCUAUGAGGACAUUCCUUUGUAUGAUAUUGAGCGCAGCACUUAUUACUUUACAACACCACAACCUGGUAGUCCACCUCUUCUGGCUCAACCAGACACUCGAGUUCCUCUUCCACCACAACAAUGCAUCAGUGUUCUUGCACCACCACCACUUCCAGCUCAACGUAGCACUCAACAUAGCACUCAAGUUCCGAUUCCUGGCUGUCACGUUUUUCCGACAUCGGUUCAGCGUAACAUUCAUUCGCCAUCUCUUUCACCUAAACCGGGCUCUAGAGUUCCUCCUCCAUUUGUACUGCCUUUUGUUACAUCACCACCAGUACUAUCUGAAGAGAAUCCCUCUUCUACUUUGGAACCAGGUCAGUUUGGUGCUGACCAAUUACAAAGUCUCGCUAACAUGUAUGACACACUUGGAAAAUUUUUGGGAAGGAGUGCAAGCACACCUGUGAAUCUAGCUUCAUCGUCAUCCUUCCGGCCACAAAACGUACCUGAUUCCAAUGAAAAUCCACCACUACUUUCUGGGUAUGAAAACAUUUACGAUGAAGUUGAACAAAGUGGUGCAACUAAAUUACUUCAGAAUACUUCAGAACAGCCAAAGCCCCCCGUUCCAAAGCCCCGUAAAUCUAAAUUGAAAGUAUCACAAACCCCUCAUCAUUUAGAAGCUGCCGCACAAGAUUCUGAACAUCCCGAACAAUACGAGGAAAUGAAAAUGUUGAUGGUGGAUUCAGAUGAUGCAGAUUCUGACGACCCUGAGUAUGAGCCUAGACCAGAAUGGGCAAAAGCAACCACAACAUUGUUGCAAGAAGAUGAGUCUCUUCAAGUAUUGCAGCAAAAACAACUGUUCAUUCCUAGGUCAAAAAUCCAAAACUUGAUAGAGAUUGGUAAAGGUCACUAUGGUAAAGUGUACAAAGCCGAGUACACAAGAGGAACUGGUCAAAAUCUGAUUGUGGCUGUGAAGACAAUCAAGAAGUACACAGAUCAAAAGGCUCAUGAUGAUUUUCUGAAAGAAAUGGGGAUCAUGUCACAAUUUGUCCACCCAAAUAUCAUCAAGCUGUAUGGUAUUGUGCAACAAGAUUCCCCUUGGAUCAUUUUAGAGUAUCUAGAAAAUGGUGACCUGAAGAGUUUUCUGAAGAAAAACCCCAACUGUCCUGUGUCAACACUGGUGAAGUACAUGCUAGAUGUAGCGACUGGAAUGGACUACAUCGCAAAGAUUGGUUUAGUACACAGGGACAUCGCUGCAAGGAACAUCAUUGUCGGAUCGAAUGAGACAUGUAAAAUUUCAGAUUUUGGCCUUCUUAGAGAAAUUCCGAAGGAUGAUUCCAUUUAUGUGUCAAAACAGCUAGGACCUGUGCCAGUUCGAUGGAUGGCUCCAGAGAGUUUGCUUCGUAGAGAAUUUUCUACAGCCACAGAUGUGUGGAGUUACGGUGUGUUGCUGUGGGAGCUAAUUCACCCAUCGGAAGUGCCGUACGCAAAGGUUGUCACUAAUCUUGAAUGUGCAGUAAGCGUGACAACAGGGUUGAGAUUAGUUGUUCCUUGUGAGUAUCCUGAUGAAGUCAAAAGAAUCAUGAGAUCAUGCUGGCAAAAAGAGGCUGCUAAGCGACCAAGUUUUUUACUUAUCUCCACUGUUCUUCAACAUCUUGUAACAUUCCAAUAGGCUUGUUAGCUGAAAAGAACCCAGCAUUACUGCAUAUAGAUCUAUACAUGUACUGUAUAGUAGAAUCUUAAUUGACUGUCAAUUAUCAUAUACCCAGGACAUUAUGCAUGACUGACUGUACAGUCUAGCUAGCUAGCUAUAUAAGUCUGUUCAUCUAAAUAUCUAAUUAUUGUGUUAAUACCAUAAAUUUGACUUUGCUAUAACAUUUGACUUUGUUAAUUGUGUGUAC